This is a messenger RNA of Bombus pyrosoma, 1213 nucleotides long. RefSeq names its product probable RNA polymerase II nuclear localization protein SLC7A6OS (gene fs(2)ltoPP43). Lineage: Eukaryota; Metazoa; Arthropoda; Insecta; Hymenoptera; Apidae. The transcript has 4 exons. Gene Ontology annotation, biological process: developmental process. The record is from RefSeq and is a predicted model, not a curated record. The coding region runs from base 149 to 1099 and encodes 316 amino acids.
AACAUACCGAGAAUUUCUACGCCCUGCCAGCGUUGUUGCUGACCAGGCCAGCGAAUGAUAAUCGAUAUGUCGACUACUGAAAACGAUUCUAACCUCAAAAUAGGACAAGUUGCUUGUAGCGUGCUUGUAGCAUGAAUGACAUAUAGGAAUGGCAGCGAUAUUACGUGUGAAACGUAGUUAUUAUGAUGAACCAUCAAAUGCUUUGGUAAUUUCAUAUAAACGCCAAAAAAUUGCGAAAGACGAAGAUACCGAAGAUGUACUAUCAGAUUCUAUAACCACACUUGCUAAAUUUGCCGGAACUGUAAAAGAACAGGAUGAGAAUGUGGAACAUUUAAUUCAAGGUUAUGGGAAAGAUGAAUUACAAGCUAAUUUCAAACAUCAUAUAGAUACGAAACAGAUUCUAAGUAAAAUAAGAGAAGCAACAAAACAGGCUUCAGCAAAAAAUCGUUAUAAAGUAGUUAAUUGUUUCCGAUCAUUGGAUAAUUCUAGUAGUGAAAAUGCCGAAAGAAACGUUACGACAGUAGUAAUAGAUGUGGAGGACUCGAAAUCCAUAGCAAAAAGGGAUUCUAUAGGAAAAGUAAACAAUAUAAAAGAUGACGAUUAUGUAUAUGAUUUAUAUUAUGUUCAAUCUGAGAAUGAUAUGUUCCUAGAUGAUGAAGUAUCCGUAUAUGCAUUCGAACAAGAACUCGUUUUUGAUAAUUAUAGAGAUUAUCCUGAAGCUGAAUGCGAAUCAGAGGAUUCUAAUUCAGAGUCAAAUUGGAGAAAUGAUUAUCCUGACUCUAGUUAUUCUGAAGGAUCAAUUAAUGAAGAUGACAUGAUAGAGGCUGUUGCAAACAUGAGAUUAGAGGAGGAAUCUGAUUUAUCUGAAGAUGAUGAUUUUGUUUAUGCCGUUGACCAGGCUAUUGUAGAAAAUUAUGGUUAUAGGUAUGCAAGAUAUAAAGCAAGGAUGAUGAAAGAGUUAGAGGAAGACAACGACGACGAUGACGACGACGACGACGACGAUGACGACGACGACGACGAUGAUAAUUAUGAUGAUUUCAGUAUAUGUGUGUCUGAAGAUUCGAAUGAGCAUAAUAAUAAUGAAGUAGAUUCCGAAUAGUUGUUCAAUUAUAUAUAGAUCUUUUUAUACCGAAAGAAAAUAAUAAUUGGUGAUCAGUGAUGUUAACAUAAUACAUUUUCUAUCAUGUAAAAUAAAUUCAGUUAGUGAAAUCGA